GAUAUCAUAGCGGCCAAAAUGGAGUGCCGAAAUCGGCUCAUUUGCUGUACCCAAAGAUUGGAUCUGUUAAUAUCCAUUUACAGAGACAAAGGAGUGCCGACGAUGGCUAAUCUUUUCAUUCUCAAUUUCCCAACUUCCCGUUCCAGCUUGAGGCGUGUCUCUGCUUUACCUUCAUCCAAUGGCGCUCAUCCGUUAUCGGCAGGCAGUGGACCAGUGAUCCUGGAGCUUCCUUUGGAGAAGAUACGGAGGCCAUUAAUGAGGACAAGAGCUAACGAUCCCGAUAAAGUCAAAGACCUAAUGGACAGUAUACAAGAAAUCGGGCUACAAGCACCCAUUGAUGUACUUGAAGUUGAUGGAGUUUAUUACGGUUUCUCUGGUUGUCAUCGUUAUGAGGCUCAUCAAUGCCUCAGACUUCCUACAAUCCGCUGCAAAAUUCGCCGUGGAACCAAAGAAACUCUGAGGCACCACCUACGAUGAAGUUUCAGUAGGUUGCCCGUCGGUAGGUUGCCCGUCGGUAGGUUGCCCGUCGGUAGGUUGCAAUGCCAUUUAAACUAUUUAUUACUUUAAAUGCCUACCAAAGCUUUUACUGAAUACCCGAAACAAGCAUGUGUACAUCACAUUGCAAGUAUUUAAUGUCAAAGUUUACGUGUAAAUAAACGAUUAUUUGUCCUAACUUGAGAAUAAUGUAAGCGUUGCUGUCUUGAAAUCAAGAGUGAUGAUGUCACUGAUGUUGAGUUUUAUUUCA
Cucurbita maxima (winter squash) is the source of this 745-nucleotide messenger RNA. Its product is annotated as sulfiredoxin, chloroplastic/mitochondrial-like. The transcript is spliced from 5 exons. Gene Ontology annotation, biological process: cellular response to oxidative stress. Gene Ontology annotation, cellular component: cytoplasm. Gene Ontology annotation, molecular function: sulfiredoxin activity. Bases 19 to 477 code for a protein of 152 amino acids. The record is from RefSeq and is a predicted model, not a curated record. NCBI's taxonomy places the organism in Eukaryota, Viridiplantae, Streptophyta, Magnoliopsida, Cucurbitales, Cucurbitaceae.